Messenger RNA from Drosophila kikkawai, 5552 nucleotides. It is a transcript of the gene XNP, whose product is annotated as ATRX chromatin remodeler XNP. Gene Ontology annotation, molecular function: ATP hydrolysis activity; ATP binding; ATP-dependent chromatin remodeler activity. NCBI's taxonomy places the organism in Eukaryota, Metazoa, Arthropoda, Insecta, Diptera, Drosophilidae. Gene Ontology annotation, cellular component: nucleus. The record is from RefSeq and is a predicted model, not a curated record.
GAGGUUUGCCGAAUAAAUAAUAAAUGUUCAUAUAGUGCCGACGCCACAAAAAGAGACAGACGCAAAGUGCAAAAAAAAAGAAUAAAAAAAGAAAAGGGAAUAAGAGGGAGAAAAGAAGAAGACAAAAGAAGAAGAAGAAGAAGAAGAAGGAGCGAAGCGUAGAACGCGCGGCAAAUACCAAUAAAAAAAACCAUUAGUUUUUGUUGUGUGCAAUAGAAAAAGUAACGCCAUCAACCGCAUUUCUUGCAGAUCUAUUGACGUGCUGAGGCGGUCGAAUCAGCCGGUUACCUAUGGGAAAGAAAAAGACCGACGCCCGUGACACAGAUGCCGCAACCACCCCGCUGACCACAGACAACUCCACGUCCGAAUCGGAAUCAGACUCUGGCUCCAGUGUCAAGGCAAAGCUAAAAUCAAAGACCAGGGCCAAGAAAAAUAAUGUCAAACGCCCUAGAGGCAGCAGCUCCAGCUCCGAAACCGAGCAAGCAGUAGCCGCGUCCACGGACCAAAAGCCCGCCCCCAAGAUUCGUAUUGUGCCGCUGGCACAGCUGCUGGCCAGUCCAAAGAAUAGGAGGAACAAUCAGAACAAGGAGGAGGAAUCCAACCAACCGGGCCAAUUCCGCAUUAGGCCGCUGGCACAGCUGCUAGCCAGUCCGCCUGGGCAGUCGAACAUUCGGCCACUGCAAAGGCUGCUAGCCAGUCCCACCAACCAGUUGCCCAGGAGCCGGCAAGAGGAGAAGUCCCAGGAGUCGCGUUUUGUGUUGCCCCCGCGCAAAAGUCGAAACAAGAACGCUUCCAUCAUCGAGCUAAGCACCAGUGAAGAGGAAGACGAUUUGCCUGAGCUGGUGGAUAAUCCGCUUAAUAACGCGAAAAAAAAGACAGCAGACAACUCCAAGCCAGCAUCAAGUGAAAAGUCCUCCAAAGGGAGCUCUCUGCAGGCAAGGAGACUUGAAAGCAGGACAGUCCCAUCCAGCGAAGACGAAGAGAAUCUGCUGGUUCCACUAGUUAAAGGGAAGAAACAAGAAGACAACUCAAAAAAAUCAUCCAAAGCGAGCUUUGCGCCAGCAAAGAGGGCUGAAAGCAGAACAGUCUCAUCCAGUGAGGAUGAGGAGAAUCUUUUAGUUCCACUGGUCAAAGGCAAGAAACAAGAAUCGGACAACUCCGAGUUAACAGCAAAGAGGACUAAACGAAGGAUAGUCUCAUCCAGCGAAGACGAAGAGAAUCUGCUGGUUCCACUAGUUAAAAGGAAGGAGCAAGAAGAGAACAACUUCAAGUUAACUUCAAACAAAGAGUCCUCCAAAGCGAGAUCUCCACCAGCAAAGAGGCCUAAAAGCAGGAUAGUAUCAUCCAGCGAAGACGAGGAGAAUCUUCUGGUUCCACUGGUCAAAGGCAAGAAGGAAAAGCCACAGAAGAAAGAACCGCUAAAGAACGGUAACAGCAAGCGGGUAGAGGAGCGCCGGGAGUCGGAAAACAGCGAAAGAUCCCGCAAAACAACCCCGUCACGCUCUGCUACUCCCGCCAGCAAGGCAUCCAGGGAAUCCCAAGUCAACGGGAAGUCCUCGAAAGCCAGCUCUCUACGAGGAAGCUCGCCACCCAGGACCAAGCGCUGUGUGGUGCGCUUGAAGCGUUUUACCUUGCCAAACAAGCCAAAUCCCGCCCAAAAGAAUAGUAAAAUGAGCACAGAUUCCGAAGAGGCGGCCACCACCUCCAAGAAGAGUCGCCAGCGACGAUCCAAAAGCGAAAGCGAACCGGACUCUGACUUUGAGGCACUCAUAGAACAGGUAGAGUCCGAGGAGGAGGAGGAGGAGGAGUAUAAGAAGUCAACCGAGGAUGAGGAGGCGGAAGCAGAAGCGGAGGAGGAGGCGCACAGCAGCGACAGCGAGGUGAUACCGCAGCGCAAGCGCCGCAAGGCUAAGAGCGACUCCGACAAGGGCUCCUCCGACUUUGAACCGGAUGAGAAGACGUCGAAGAAGAAGCGCAAGCGCAUCAAGAAGAACUCCAGUGGGGAGAGUGACGAUGGCGACGAUGAUAAGCAGAAGAACAAGCGCAAGCACAUUCGAAAGAUCAUCAAAACCAAGGAUCUGGAUGUGACCACCAAGGAGGCGGCCAAAGAGGAGGACGACAGAAAAAAACGCAUUGAGGAGCGUCAAAAGCUGUACAAUCGAAUCUUUGAAAAAUCUGAAAGCGUUGAGAUAAACGAACUGAUUCUGGACUUUGAUGAGAAAUCGAAAAAGGCUCUCCUUCAGGUGGAUAAGGGACUGGUGAAGAAGCUAAAGCCCCAUCAGAUGGCGGGAGUCAAGUUCAUGUGGGAUGCCUGCUUCGAGACGCUAAAGGAUGCCGAAGAGAAGCCCGGUUCCGGCUGCAUCCUGGCCCACUGUAUGGGUCUGGGCAAGACUCUACAGGUGGUCACCUUAUCGCACACACUGCUGGUAAACUCAAGUCGUACGGGUGUCGAGCGCGUCCUGGUUAUCUCGCCGCUAAGCACGGUAAAUAAUUGGGCCCGCGAGUUUCAUCAGUGGAUGAAGUUUGCCAACCGCCGAGACAUCGAGGUAUAUGACAUCUCGCGCUACAAGGACAAGCCGACGCGCAUCUUCAAGCUCAACGAAUGGUUUAAUGAGGGCGGCGUCUGCAUCCUCGGCUACGACAUGUACCGCAUUCUCUCGAACGAAAAGGCCAAGGGUUUACGCAAAAAGCAACGCGAGCAGCUACAACAGGCUUUGGCUGACCCGGGCCCGGAUCUGGUUGUCUGUGACGAGGGGCAUCUGCUCAAGAACGAGAAGACCUCGAUAAGCAAGGCGGUAACCAGAAUGCGCACCAAGCGUCGGGUGGUCCUCACCGGCACCCCGCUACAAAAUAAUCUCAGAGAAUAUUACUGCAUGAUUCAGUUUGUGAAACCGAAUCUGCUGGGCACUUACAAAGAGUACAUGAAUCGCUUCGUAAAUCCCAUCAGCAAUGGCCAGUACACGGACUCCACUGAGCGGGAUCUGCGCCUGAUGAAGCACCGCUCUCACAUUCUGCACAAGCUGCUCGAGGGCUGCAUCCAGCGGAGGGAUUACUCAGUUCUGGCCCCCUAUUUGCCGCCCAAGCACGAGUAUGUGGUGUACACCACGCUGUCCGAGCUCCAACAGAAGCUUUAUGGUUACUACAUGACCACGCACCGGGAGCAGAGCAGCUCCGAUGUCUGUGGCAAGGGAGCACGGUUAUUCCAGGAUUUUCAAGAUCUACGACGCAUAUGGACGCAUCCAAUGAACCUGCGGGUAAAUAGCGAUAAUGUUAUCGCUAAGCGUCUGCUCAGCAACGACGAUUCGGAUAUUGAUGGUUUUAUCUGCGACGAGACCGAUGAGGAGGAGGCCGCCUCCAACUCGUCGGACAGCUGCGACUCCUUCAAGUCGGACGCUAGCAUGUCGGGUUUGGCAACGAGCGCUGGCAAGGCGAAAAAGCGAAAGACUCGCAAUGGUAACAACAAUGCUGGGAAUGCAGACAGCGAUUCCGAUGUGGAGUUGCUGAGCGGCUUACCUAGUGGUGCCAGUGUCCAGAAGGAUGACCCCUCCGAGUGGUGGAAGCCGUUUGUCGAGGACCGAGAGCUAAACAAUGUGCACCAUUCCCCCAAGCUUCUGAUUCUGCUGCGAUUGCUGCAGGAGUGCGAGGCCAUUGGCGACAAGCUGCUUGUGUUCUCCCAAUCCCUGCAGUCCCUGGACGUCAUUGAGCACUUUUUGUCGCUGGUGGACAGCAACACAAAGAACUAUGAGUUUGAAGGUGACGUUGGUGACUUCAAGGGCUGCUGGACGAACGGCAAGGACUACUUCCGUCUGGACGGCAGCUGUAGCGUUGAGCAGCGCGAGGCCAUGUGCAAGCAAUUCAACAAUAUCACCAAUUUGCGGGCACGCCUCUUCCUCAUCUCCACGCGUGCCGGUGGCCUGGGCAUCAAUUUGGUGGCUGCCAAUCGUGUGGUCAUUUUCGAUGUCUCCUGGAAUCCCUCGCACGAUACCCAGAGCAUAUUCCGUGUGUACCGCUUCGGGCAGAUCAAGCCGUGCUACAUCUACCGCCUGAUAGCCAUGGGCACCAUGGAGCAGAAGGUGUACGAACGACAGGUGGCCAAGCAGGCCACGGCCAAGCGGGUGAUCGAUGAGCAGCAGAUAUCGCGGCACUACAACCAAACCGACCUGAUGGAGCUGUACUCGUACGAGCUGAAACCUAGCGCCGAGCGUGAGAUGCCCAUUCUGCCCAAGGAUCGGCUGUUUGCCGAGAUUCUCACCGAGCACGACAAGUUGAUCUUCAAGUACCACGAGCACGACUCACUGCUGGAACAGGAGGAGCACGAGAAUCUGACCGAGGAGGAGCGCAAAUCAGCUUGGGCCGAGUACGAGGCGGAGAAGACGCGCACCGUGCAGGCGUCGCAGUACAUGAGCUACGAUAGGAAUGCCUUUGGCAAUCAGGUGAUGGGGCAGUUUGGCAACGCCUCCGGCAGCGUGACCUCCAACAAGAUCUUCGGCUUCCGCUCGGACAUCCUCCUGCAGCUGCUGAACAUGAAGAUAUCUAAGGACCAUCAGGAGCUCACUCAGAACCAGGUCAUUCAGCUGGUGCCCACCUAUCUGCAGCAGCUGUACAACGAGAUGAACAACGGCGAUCCGACCAUGUAUAAGGAUCUGCUCGAAAUGCACGUCAACAUCAGGCAUCCCAGCGGGAUGUAUAUGAAUCCGCUGCUCUAUGCCAAUCAGCAGUCCUCGUCGGCUGGCUACAAUCAGGGCAGUGGCGGUAUGCCGACUGGAUCGGCAGCAACUGGAGCACCUGCUCCGGGCUUCGAGCCGGACAAGGUAUACGAGAUCGACUAAGAACCGAGCGAAUUGAACCAAUGGCAAGAUGGUUACUUUUUAAUUUAAAUAGUAGAUAAUUCGUCGACCUUGUCGAUCUUUCCUUUUCGACUUGCAAGUUACAAUUGUGGUUUUUCCUAUCUAAUUAAUUACCAAUUACCAUUUAACCCAUAAACGAGCAUAAGUAUGUAUUUUCCAUCAACUCUCUCAGUUAUUAAGUUCAAAACUGUCCUAAUUCAUGUGUAGACUUACAUUAGAUACAAGUUUAAAAAGGAAAAUCAGAUUAUGAUUUAAAUGAUUAUGAUUACACUAUAUACAGCGGUAGUCAAAAGUAUUUACACAACGAGCUAUUUGCACCUACCAACUUCUGUUUAUUCUUUUUAUUGUUGACCAAUUUUACUCAAUUUCUUUUUUUCGCGUAGCUUGAUCUAUGCAGAAGCCACCUACAUAGGUUUAUAGAAAGGACAUUGCUAAAGCCUAAAGAAUAGGUGAAUGUAAAGUGUCGUUUACAUUUUUUCAUCUGUAAUACUGUUUUAAGCAAAAAUCUCGUAAAUUACUUUAUUAACAAUCAAAAAAGAAGUUGGAAUGUGCAUAUAAUUUUGGAUUUGUGUAAACACUUUUGACUAGCUCUGUAGAUCAUGGCUAUAUGCAUACAUACAUAGCGCGUAUCCGGCUAGGAGACGCAGGAAUUUAAAUUAACACGCGACAAGAUAACAAACAAUAAAUAAAUGGCACAGAUAUAAA